Messenger RNA from Lecanosticta acicola, 1164 nucleotides. The record is from the annotation of a GenBank genome assembly. Lineage: Eukaryota; Fungi; Ascomycota; Dothideomycetes; Mycosphaerellales; Mycosphaerellaceae.
AUGAGCGUAUCAGGUGACCAUUCGUCGGAAAGAGCCGUGAUAUCUGCUUACUGCGUCUCGCACGCGAUUGCCAGGGGCAGAUCACAACAACAACAACAACCUUGCCAACAUCUUCCAUCGCCGCGACCCUCGGCCUCUCGUCUUGCCUCCUCCCUCAACGAAGCCCCGUACUGCCUCAAGAGCUUCGUGGAAGAAGCGGCUUUCAGGCGGAAAGAGGAGACAGUCUUGUACCUCGCCUAUGGCUCCAACCUUGCUGCUCGCAAGUUCAAGGGCGAGCGCGGCAUCAAGCCUCUCUCGCAAAUCAAUGUACAAGUUCCUUCUCUUCGGAUGACAUUCGAUCUGCCAGGUGUGCCAUACUCAGAACCUUGCUUCGCGAAUAGUGCCCGCCGAGAUCCGAACAACGACCCUCCCAAGGAAGGUGCAGCAACGAAGUACGACGAGAAGUCUGCGCUGCUUGGGCAGUCGGUGAAGGAGCAAGACUACAGAAAGAACCGCUGGCACAAAGGCAUGAUAGGCGUCGUCUACGAAGUGACGCCGGAAGACUAUGCGCACAUCAUUGCGACAGAAGGAGGUGGCUCCGCAUACCAGGACAUUUUGGUCGCUUGCCAUCCUUUGGAUAGCUCUGAUCCGGACGCGCCAGUCCCGCAGGACCCUUUCUUGCCGCCCUUUAAAGCGCAUACGUUGUUUGCGCCCGCAGAACCCGAAGGUGACGAACCAGAGCAUCACCUACGUCGUCCCGAUCCAGACUAUGCACAAGCUUCCGCACGCUAUCUGAAACUCAUCACGGACGGUGCAGCAGAAUGUAAUCUGCCUUAUGAAUACCAGGACUACCUGCUCUCCUUGCAGCCGUACACCAUCACGACGAAGAAGCAGCGGAUGGGCCAGAUUGCUUUCACUGCUACGUGGGUACCGAUUGUCAUCCUUCUGUUUACUUUCGCAAAGAUGUUUACCGAUAAGAAUGGCCAGCUACCGACGUGGGCUAAGAAGAUGUUUGCGACAGUCUUUCAGGCUGUGUGGACGAGUUACGAUAAUGCCUAUAAGCCCCUGUUCGGAGAUGGCGAGCGAACCCUAGGUGACAGUCCGGACGAGAACGGGUCUGCGCGAAGCCCGCAGACUUCACGACGGCGUGAGAGACGAUCAGACGUGGAGAAAUCUCCAGUAUGA